GGUGAUGUGACCAUCACAGACCUCCCCGUGGCUCUGGAUCAGCUCCAUGACAACGUGCAGAGGAACGCAGCAGCGUUGGCCGCGGCUCAGGGCCGCGUUCGUGUCCAGGCGCUGCCGUGGGGCCGUGAUCUGAGCCCCAUCCCUCGUGGUUACGACGUGGUGUUGGGUGCUGACGUGGUUUAUGACCCGCGCUGCUUCCCUGCCCUGCUGGCCACGCUGCAGCAGCUCUGCGGGCCGCGCUCCGUCGCCUUCCUCAGCUGCGGGAUGCGGCGCGAGUUGGGAACUGCGGGCUUCUUCCAUCAGCUGCUGCCACUGCAUUUCUGUGUCCAGCUGCUGCGGCACCACAGAGACACCAACGUCAGUCUGUACCGACUGACACAGAGACAACAUCGGUCUGUAGUGCCUGGCAGCACAGAGACAUCAACGUCAGUCUGUACCGACUGACACAGAGACAACAUCGGUCUGUAGUGCCUGGCAGCACGGAGACACCAACAUCAGUCUGUUCCGACUGACAUAACAGCAUGACAACACCAAUGUCAGUCUGUACCAACUGACGCAGCACAGGGAUAACAAUGUCAGUCUGUGCUGACUGACAGGACUCAAUGACAACACCAACGUCAGUCUG
Messenger RNA from Meleagris gallopavo (turkey), 625 nucleotides. Lineage: Eukaryota; Metazoa; Chordata; Aves; Galliformes; Phasianidae. The record is from RefSeq and is a predicted model, not a curated record.